UCCAAAUCCAUCGAUGGUGUUCCAAAUCCAUCGAUGGUGUUUUGGUGGAGCUUUACGCAAUCCCAUUAUACCAACUAUCCAUAGAUUCCUGUUCCUGAGAGCCCCACCUCCUCGCUCACUGCAUUUCAUUUUUAUCUUUAAAGUUUCCUGGCGGUGUCGAAUCCUUCACAACUUUCUCUUGCUCGCAAAAAGAAAAGAAAACCAAACACAUUGCAUGCAUCUCGUUUCACCUGCCGAUGCGCUUCGUUUCCAACAAGUGAGAAAAGGGUGGAAAAAGAUUUCGGAUUUUCUCUCGGUGUGUGCCGAAAAAUUCCAUGGGAAACGUCGUGGGUAGUAGCGGCGUUAACGGUCCUCGGAGAAAUCGGAGCCGUCGGAGCCACCCGCCUCCGCCGCCACCGGCGCCGCCUCAGCCGGAGAUAUCGGCCAACCGUUACGUGUUCGCCGCCGCCACGCCGUACCCAAACCCUAGCCACCCUCCCCUCCCGUACUACCCAUACCCGAGUUCUUAUUACCCUCCGCCACCGGCCGUUCAGGUGCCUCUACCGGCUCCGUACGACCACCACCACCGAGCUGGGCCUCAUGCCCAUCCCAACCUAGACCCGUCCCAUGGCCAGGCCCAUUGGGUCGGCGGGAGGUACCCUUGUGGGCCCGUCAUGGGUCCUCUCACCCCCUGUAUCGACCACCAGAAGGCGGUUACUAUACGGAACGAUGUUAAUCUCAAGAAAGAGACUCUGAGGGUCGAACCGGACGAGGAAAAUCCCGGCCGGUUUCUCGUGUCGUUCACCUUCGAUGCCACAGUUACCGGGCGCAUCACCAUUAUUUUCUUUGCAAAAGAAGAAGGUGGAGACUGUAGCCUGACACCAAUGAGGGAAAACCUUCUUGCACCAGUGACAGUACAUUUCCAACAAGGUCUGGGCCAGAAGUUCAGGCAGUCGUCUGGAACUGGGAUUGACUUCUCAAUGUUUGAGGAGACCGAGUUACUGAAAGUGGGUGAUAUGGACGUCUACCCUUUGGCGGUUAAGGCAGAGGCAAUUCCGGUUAACAGGAAUGGUACAGAUGGAAACCCAAUACCUGUAGCCACAAACUCUCAGAUAACUCAGGCGGUGUUUGAGAAGGAGAAAGGCGAAUUCCGGGUGAGGGUAGUGAAGCAGAUCUUGUGGGUCAAUAGUAUGAGGUAUGAGCUGCAGGAGAUAUAUGGGAUUGGCAAUUCAGUUGAGGGUGACUUGGAUGGGAAUGACCUGGGAAAAGAAUGUGUCAUCUGCUUGUCAGAACCACGGGACACAACCGUCCUUCCCUGCAGACAUAUGUGUAUGUGCAGUGGAUGUGCAAAGGUUUUAAGGUUCCAAACAGACCGGUGCCCAAUAUGUAGACAAUUAGUUGAGAGGCUUUUGGAGAUUAAGGUCACCAAUGAAACUGAGGAAUGAAAAGAGGAUAUAUGAUAUAUUCGGCCACUCGAAUGCUGUAUAGCCCGGUUGUUGUCUUUCUUUCUUCUUUUUUUUCUUCUUUUUCCCCCUUUUUUUUACAUAUUUGGUUUUAGAAUUAUGAAAAGAAAUAUAUAUCUGAAAGGAGUUGGGCAUUGUAACAUGCUGACAAUGCCUUCUGUAUGCUUGGGUCAGUUGGGUGAGUGUUUAGUGGCAAUUCCUCUGGAAAAUAUAUAUGAUACAUGUUGGCAUCCUUUUA
This is a messenger RNA of Corylus avellana, 1680 nucleotides long. RefSeq names its product putative E3 ubiquitin-protein ligase LUL2. NCBI's taxonomy places the organism in Eukaryota, Viridiplantae, Streptophyta, Magnoliopsida, Fagales, Betulaceae. Gene Ontology annotation, molecular function: ubiquitin protein ligase activity. The record is from RefSeq and is a predicted model, not a curated record. Gene Ontology annotation, biological process: protein ubiquitination.